Pistacia vera is the source of this 4266-nucleotide messenger RNA. RefSeq names its product protein TONSOKU. Gene Ontology annotation, cellular component: nucleus. The transcript has 20 exons. Gene Ontology annotation, molecular function: protein binding. Lineage: Eukaryota; Viridiplantae; Streptophyta; Magnoliopsida; Sapindales; Anacardiaceae. Gene Ontology annotation, biological process: response to DNA damage checkpoint signaling; epigenetic regulation of gene expression; meristem structural organization. The record is from RefSeq and is a predicted model, not a curated record.
UUCAAUCCCAAACCCUAGACCUAAAUUUUAUUUCAAACAGCAAAUUCCCUUUGAUUUCUUCAAUUUAUACAAAUUUUCACAUCUCUGAUCAGAAUCGAAUUGGCGAUGGUCAGAGAGGAGGUCCAAUUGAACGCGGCGAAGCGCGCGUAUCGUAGCGCGAAGGCGGAGGGGAACCGACAAGAGGAGGCGCGGUGGGCGAAUGUGAUAGGUGACAUGUUGAAGAAUAGAGGAGAGUACGUGGAGGCUCUCAAGUGGUUUCGUAUCGACUACGAAGUUUCGAUCAAGUACUUGCCCGAAAAGCAGUUGUUGCCCACGUGUCAGUCUCUCGGUGAAGUAUAUUUACGCCUCGAGUACUUCAAGGACGCCUUGAUUUAUCAGAAAAAGCACUUGGAGCUUGCCAAGGAUACGGGUGAUCUCGUUGAGCAGCAAAGAGCUAGCACGCAACUUGGUCGUACAUACCAUGAAAUGUUUUUAAGAUCUGAAGAUGAUCACUACUCAGUUCGCAAUGCCAAAAAGUACUUCAAGUCUGCAAUGAAGUUGGCUCAGACUCUAAAGGAGAGCCCACCAAGUAAUAGAUCUUCUUUCCUUAAAGAAAAUAUUGAUGCACAUAACAAUAUUGGAAUGCUUGAAAUGGACCUUGAUAAUUUGGAAUCAGCCAAGAAAUUCCUUACCAGAGGAUUAGAGAUCUGCGAUGAAGAAGAGGUGAGUGAAGAUGAUGAUGGCAGAAGAAGGAUUCAUCACAACCUUGGAAAUGUUUAUAUGGAGCUGAGAAUGUGGGAUAAAUCUCGGGAACACAUUGAGAAGGACAUCAUAAUUUGUAAGAGAAUUGGACACUGCCAAGGGGAGGCAAAAGGGUAUAUUAAUCUUGGUGAGCUGCAUUACAGGGUUCAAAAGUAUGAGGAGGCCAUUCUUUGUUACCAUAAGGCACUUAAUCUGGCAAAAUCCAUGGAAGAUGAAGAUUCUUUGGUUAGCCAAAUUGAUCAAAAUAUUGAAACUGUAAAGAAAGCCAUGAAAGUGAUGGAUGAAUUGAAGAAUGAAGAGCAAAAUCUGAAGAAGCUAACAAGAAAUAUGGUCAGUGCAGAAGGCACAUCAGGUGAACGGAAGUGUCUGCUGCAGCAGAAUGCAUCCGUUGACCGUCUCAUUGAGAAAUCAAGCAUGAUCUUUGCUUGGCUGAAGCAUCGUGAGUUUGCAAAAAGGAAGAAAAGAAUAGCAAGCGAACUUUGUGACAAGGAAAAGCUUAGUGAUUCUUUUUUAGUUAUUGGAGAAUCAUACCAUAAGCUCAGAAAAUUCAAGAAAGCCAUUAAAUGGUACACAAAGAGUUGGGAAAUAUACAAGUCAAUUGGCAAUAUGGAGGGUCAAGCAUUGGCAAAAAUUAACAUCGGUGAUGUUUUGGACUGUGAUGGUGAUUGGGCAGGAGCACUUGAUGCUUUUGAAGAAGGCUAUAGGAUUGCUGUUGAAGCUAAUCUUCCUUCUGUUCAACUUUCUGCACUAGAGAAUAUGCACUAUAGUCACAUGAUAAGAUUUGACAAUGUUGAAGAGGCCAGGAGGUUGCAGCUUGCAAUUGAUAAGCUGAAAGAUUCAGAAACCACAAAUCUUGAAGCACAAGAAGUGGCAGGGGAUAUCUGCUCUGAGACUGACACAGAAGGGAAUGAUCACUUGUCGGAUGGUAGGUCUUCUGCAAGUUGCUCUCCAAAGAUGAGUAAAGCUGGUUCUGGUCAAUCAAAAUCUUUAGCUGGUGUAGAAGAGUUUAAAGAUGAUGUACCUCUAAUUUCAAUUCUUCAGUCCAGCAAAAGGUCAGCCAAAAUGAGAACAGCUUAUGUUCAGAAACAGAAUGUUACUAAAAAGCCAACUGAAGCCUCUCCAAAAAGUUUGUCUAAAUUAACUGAUAGUCAGCAGACAGGUGUUGGUCGGAAACGUGUUCGGGUAGUUCUUUCAGAUGAUGAAGGUGAAAUGCAUGAUGAUGUAGAAUGCAUGAAAGGAAGAUUUCACAAGAAUCUAGUUGAAGAUAUUGCUACUUCUGAUGAAACAGCGACUUCCAAAUGUGCUAACAAUUCUGGCAAUUGUAUUAAUGUUGAAGAAAGCACAUGUUCGUACAAAUAUAUGAGUCCUAAACCAGCCACUCCAAAUGCAAAUGCCAUUAGAUGCUCCGCAGAAGUUCCUUCCGAGUCUAAUUUUGCUACUAGUGUUUCCAAAGAUGAUAUUGAUGUCUCAAGGAACAUACUGCAUAAACACAGGUCAUCAUGCUUAAAAAUUGACAAUGAUUUGAUACAUUUGGAAGCUCGUUCAUUAAUUGAUGGUGACAACUUUAACUUUGAGUAAUUGAAGGUUGAACUGGCAUGCUUAUACUAUCUGCAACUCCCUAUAGAGAAGAGAUCUAAAGGUCUGUUGCCCAUAAUUCAGCAUAUUAAAUGUGAUGAAAGAGCUCUAGAAUCCUUGGAAGCAUUUGAAACUCUCAAGGAUCAUCUGGGAAAACAUUUGGUUGAAGUCCUUAUUGAUGGGUGGGUUCAAAAGCGCUUGAUGAAGCUGUACAUUGACUGCUGCAAGGAGAUAUCUGAGGCACCCAAUAUGAAGCUGCUUAAAAAACUAUACAUCUCGGAGGUAGAGGAUGAAGUCAUAGUGUCUGAAUGUGAAUUGCAAGACAUCUCAAUAACUCCAUUGUUGAAUGCCCUGCACACCCACAAAGCUGUUGCCAUGCUAGACCUUUCUCACAAUUUGUUAGGAAACGGAACAAUGGAGAAACUUCAACAAUUUUUCUCAUCUUCUGGCCAAAAAUACGGCGACUUAACUUUAGAUUUGCAUUGCAAUCGUUUUGGUCCAACAGCUUUAUUUCAGAUUUGUGAAUGUCCUGUGCUAUUCACCCGACUGGGAGUGCUUAAUCUCUCUGGAAAUCGCCUUACUGAUGCAUGUGGAUCUUACCUUUCAACAAUCUUGGAAAAUUGCAAAGCCCUGUACAGCCUGAAUAUAGAACACUGUUCUAUCACAUCUAGAACAAUCCAAAAGGUUGCUGAUGCACUCAGUGCUGAAUCUAUACUCGCCCAGCUCUGUAUAGGAAACAACCACCCUGUAACUGGGAAUGCUAUCAUUAAUUUAUUGUCCAAACUUGCUCUUUUGAAAAGUUUUUCGGAGCUGAAUCUAAAUGGUUUGAAGCUCAGCAAGCCUGUUGUCAAUAGCCUUUGCCAACUUGCUAGUACCGCAUGUUUGACAAAUCUUAUGCUUAGGAGCACUGGCGUAGGAACUGAUGAUGCACUACAAUUAACCGAGUCAUUGAUCAGUGGGGCUCAAGAAUCUUUGAAACUUGACUUGUCAUACUGUGGAAUAACAUCAAUUUUCAUUCACAAACUUAAUGUCGAUGUUGGUCUAGUACAUAGCAUUCUUGAACUAAACCUGGGAGGAAAUCCUAUUAUGCAAGAGGGUGGCCGUGCAUUAGCAUCACUGAUUAUGAAUCCUCAAUGUUGUCUAAAAGUUUUGGUACUAAACAAGUGUCAGCUGGGGCUUGCUGGAGUUCUUCAACUAAUCCAGGCACUAGCAGAGAAUGUCACUGUAGAGGAGCUCAAUCUUGCUGAUAAUGCCGAACUGGAUAAACAAUUAGCUCUACGAUAUGACUCGACAGAGAAUUUGAACCCAGAAGUUUUACAGCCCAAACUCAAUACAUCUGAACUUUCAGUCAAGAGGUGCGUGUCCAUGGAAGCCGACCCUGAUAUACAGGGUUCAUGUCAAAUGAACACCGACUACAAUAACCUUGAAGUUGCUGAUAGUGAAGACUUGGACGAUCAGAACAGAGUAGAAAAUGCUGCAUCUGCAUUUGAUGACAGUUGCACAAGCCCAUGUCAAAAGAAUUCAUCUCUGGAGUGUCAAUUCGUUCAAGAGCUCUCAACCGCAAUUAGCAUGGCAAAGCAGUUGCAGCAGUUGGAUCUCAGCAACAACGGUUUCUCAACACAAGCUGCUGAAACAUUAUAUUCCGCUUGGUCAUCUAGAUUAGGAGUUGCAAAUGCCUGGAAGCACAUUAAGAAUCAGACAAUCCAUUUAUCAGUCGAAGAAAACAAGUGCUGCAGAGUAAAACCCUGCUGCAGAAAGGAAUUGACUUAAGAUUGCUACCAGAAUCUUUCUUCUUUUAAGCUAAUUUUGCAACUGCAAUUAGUAACAGGAUUAUAGCAUAUUAUUAUUCAAUCAGCAUUGCCGUGGAACCGCGAUGACUGGUAAUACCUCUUAGCCAUGUUUUCAUCAUAUUUUACUCUGAUUGUUUGACUAGCAAUUUGUAUAGUAUUA